Molecule: messenger RNA, 941 nt
Organism: Maylandia zebra (zebra mbuna)
Lineage: Eukaryota; Metazoa; Chordata; Actinopteri; Cichliformes; Cichlidae
Gene: dnaaf6
Product: dynein axonemal assembly factor 6
Biological process (GO): flagellated sperm motility; axonemal dynein complex assembly
Cellular component (GO): cytoplasm
Molecular function (GO): protein-folding chaperone binding; dynein intermediate chain binding
Source: RefSeq, a predicted model, not a curated record
GCUUCUUAGCUCACUGCGAUCUGCGUAACCGUGACUCUGGCCACGUAAUUUGUUCGACGUCACUGGUUGCCAUGGCAGCGGGAAAGCCUGGCGUCUCCAGGGAAACAGAAAGCGUCAACAAUCCAAACCGCUUUUUAUUUUGUUUAUUAGUUUUUUCUGAAUGGAUUGUCUUGGGGUAUCUUCCGCAAAGAGCCUCCGGGCUCUGUCUGCCUUGUUGUCCAGUCAGCAGGAUGAAGAAGAGGAAGAUGAGUGUAAAGAUGUGAAAGCAUAUGCACGUUUGGGUCCCGGACAUAUUGGCCCCCUACCCAAAAACGAAAAACAAGUGUCAACCGCAAACACGAAGAAGAACAGCAAAGAUAUCUGGUGUGAAGAAGAAGUGGCCGAAGGCUCACAGUAUGAUGAUCUGACUGACCCAAGGCCACAACCUGAGUAUGAAAUAAUCCUGAAGCAGAGUGUAGGAACAGAGGAUCUCUUCUUGGGAUUAAGCAGAAAGGAUCCAUCCUCCAUGUGUUGUGAAGCCAUGCUGGUAAAAAUCAAACUACCAGACACUAAAGCAAAAGAGGUGGUACUGGAUGUGAAAGAAAAGUUCCUUGAUCUACGGACGCCGAAAUACAAACUGGGGCUCCAUCUCCCCGAUCCGGUCCACAAAAAUGAGAGCAAGGCCCAGUUCUUCAGUGAGAGGGAGGAACUGGAGGUGACUCUACUAAUGAAGCGUCCUAUGGACUUCAUCAAUAUGCAAUGAAAAAGGAUGAUUUAGCAGCAAAUAACAUUAUACAAACUGACACAUUAAGUAUUAAAACCAGAAAGGAAUUGGAAAAUAAUCAGCAAAAACUCUGCUAUGAAUUUCUUCAUGAAUUUUGUGAGUUUAAGCUAUUGCUUGUGCCAUCACAGCCUCUAUGACUGUUAAAUUGUGGAUUUCUAAUAAAUACUUGACUCCAAAA